This is a messenger RNA of Orcinus orca (killer whale), 4785 nucleotides long. Its product is annotated as KIAA0513 ortholog. Bases 419 to 1834 code for a protein of 471 amino acids. Lineage: Eukaryota; Metazoa; Chordata; Mammalia; Artiodactyla; Delphinidae. The transcript is spliced from 14 exons. The record is from RefSeq and is a predicted model, not a curated record.
AGCUGACUGACAGCUCGCGCUGGCCGGCGCCUCAGAAGGACCCGGCUCUGGGGCCGGAGCAGUGGCCGCAUUCCCGAGCCCGACGGCGCCCGCUAGCUCCUCGUCUGCCCGGCCGGCCGGCCGGCCCCCGCCGCGAGGGCACAGCUGUUCUCAUUAGGGAAGAAUAAGCUUGAAUCCUGUUUUCUCGAUCUGAGCAUCUAGAUCUGAAAAAGGACACCAGCGGAGGUUAUCUGAGAUGUGUUCCAGCAGAUGCCUUAGGGCCCCGUGGGCCGCCCCAGAGGACUCAGUCCCGGUGGCCAGCGGCUCCCAAGCAGCUCAUGUGUGCUCAGCCUCAGGCUCCCGCUGACGCACCUGGGAACCUCGCUCGCCAGCCCCCACCUGGCAUCCUUGCCGGCAGUGCCCCCCACCCCCCCGAGCCAUGGAGGCCCCCGAGGUCCCCGUGGGCUCGCUGAUUGACUUCGGGGCCGGGGCCAAGCCAUCCACCUCCUCGCCCCUGGAGAUGCUGUCCCCAAAGCUGCAGGACGGGGACAGCUCCCCGGGUGAGGGUGCGUCGGAGAGUGAGACCACGGAGUCGGCCGACAGCGAGAACGACAUGGGCGAGUCGCCCUCGCACCCUUCCUGGGGCCAGUGCCGCCGCUGCUCUUCCAGCGAGUCCUUCUCCUCCAACCAGAGCACCGACUCGGCCAAGGAUGCGGAGCUGCUGGAGCUCCGGGAGUUCAUGCGCGGCUACGUGGAGAAGAUCUUCUCCGGAGGAGAGGACUUGGACCAGGAGGAGAAAGCCAAGUUCGGAGAGUACUGCAGCAGUGAGAACGGAAAAGGCCGGGAAUGGUUUGCCCGGUACGUGAGCGCCCAGCGCUGCAACUCCAAGUGCGUCUCGGAGGCCACCUUCUACCGCCUGGUGCAGUCCUUCGCGGUGGUCCUAUUUGAGUGUCACCAGAUGGACGACUUCGGGCCUGCAAAGAACCUCAUGACCAUGUGCUUCACCUACUAUCACAUCGGUAAACCACACCUGCUCCCCGCCGAGUUCAAGGAGAAGCCGGCCGGGAGCAUCGACUCCUACUUGAAGUCGGCCAAUAGCUGGUUAGCGGAGAAGAAGGACAUCGCCGAGCGGCUUCUGAAGAACACGUCGGCCAAGACGGAGAACGUCAAGGGCUUCUUCGGGCUGGAGACCAAGCCCAAGGGGCCCCUGGCCAGGAGAAGCGAGGAGAAAGAAGGCAAGUCCCAGGAGAAGCCACGGAAGACGGUGACUGUGUGCAGCCCAGAGGAGGAGAGGAAGGGGGAGAAGAUCUACCUGUACACACACCUGAAGCAGCAGCCCAUCUGGCACACGCUGAGGUUCUGGAACGCGGCCUUUUUCGACGCUGUCCACUGUGAGAGGAGAAAGCGGUCUCCCACCACCAGAGGGGAUGCUGGAGAGGAGGAGAAGAAGAGAGAGAGGUGGUGCCACAUGACCCAGGAGGAGCGGGACGACAGCCUGCGGUUCAACGAGAACAUCACCUUCGGGCAGCUGGGCACGUUCACGCACAACAUGCUGGCGUUCGGGCUGAACAAGAAGCUGUGCAACGACUUUCUGAAGAAGCAGGCGGUGAUCGGCAACCUGGAUGAGGGUGCCAGGAGAGUCCAGCAGCUGAAGGCCAGGGGCUGGAUUCAGAGGCAACUCCUGGUGACGGGGAAGGACCCCUCUGAAGGCAGCAAGGAUUCUGAAGAGCACGGGGACCCGAGCCUGGGUCCCGUUCUACCUCCCCACCAACCCACUGCGUGCCUUUUGCCAAAUUGUCUUUUGAACCUCAGUUUCUUCAUCCAUAUAAUGGGAGGGAAAACAUCACCCCUCUGAGGCGGUUCCUGCGAGAAAUGCAAAUGUGCUUCUCACUCUAAUCUCUUUCCUCCUUGUCCCGAUGAGGAAAUAAAUCAACCUGGGAGCUGUACCUGUAGGAAGGGUCCUGCCCAUUAAAGGAAAAAGAAAAACGACCAAACUUCUCUCUAAAUUUUAUAGGAAUCCAUUUAAAACAUACUCUUCAAAAUUCAUGACACUAAAUACAAAAGAAAUGUAAACAAUUAGGCAUUCACAUCGUGUUCCUUUGUAAAUUGUAACCUUCCUACUUCUGACUUUAUUGACGCUUAAAACUGUGCUGAGGCUUCCAGGGCACCCUGACCAUGGUAACAGCCCUGUCCCUUAAAUUCGCGCCGAGCACCUCUGCCUGCAGCCACCUCCCCUGCGCAGUGCCACAAACGCUCCGGCUCCCCGAAAGAAGCAUCUCCCCCUUUCCAUAUUUGGAACAAGCCUCUCACUAACGAAGUCACCUUUUAAUGUCACAGGAAAUGACCGCAGGUGCUCUCUUUUCUCCUGUACUCAGAUCCUGCGUGAGUUGCACUGGGAAGCAGUGGGGUGGGUUUGUCCUCAAUGCCUGGGACUCUGAAAGGAAGAGACCCCAAAAGUUAUGCUCCUUCCACCCCUGCUCACCCCACCUCCCCCCUCCUGGGCCCCAAAGAGAGGAGCUAGGAAUUUUGUCUCUACUCCCAAGCGACCAUGCACACAGAGCCAGGGAAGCUCCUGGCCGAUGUCCAACCCUGGAAUUGGGAACGAUUGGUCUCUUCGGCGUGCUGGGGCCAGAGAGGGAGGGGAGAGGCCCCCUUGUGCCGUCAACUUACCUUUAAUGAGCACCUACUGUGUGCCAGGCGCCACCAGGCUCCAGGACCACAGAUGAAGAAGCAAGGUCCUUUUCCUUCAGAAACUAUCAGUGGGGUUCAGACACAGCUGAGGUUAAAAAAAGGUCCAUUUGUGUGUGUCUGUGUGUGCGUGCAUGUGCACACAUAUAAAUGCUUAGAGUAUAAAAAUACAACAUAAAAUAUAUACUGUAAAUGUGAUGAUAUAAUACAAUCUAUGAUAAGGUUAUUUUAUAAAUUAUUAUAUAGGAAAUAUAGAAUGUUUUAGUUAUUUUUGGAGUGAGUGUCCUUCCUGGUUGAAUCAGGGUGGGCUUCCCUGAGGAGGUGCCUUGGCGCUGCAUUUUGGGAAAUAAAAGUCACUGUGGCAAAGACGUUAAUCCUGCAAUGAUCCCAUGAGAAAGGUUUGGUAUUUUUUAAUUUAAUUUAAUUUUUUAUUGAAAUAUAGCUAACUUACAAUGUUGUGUUAGCUUCUGGUGUACAGCAAGGUGAUUCAGUUGUACAUAUCCAUAUUCUUUUCCAUAUUUUUUUCCAUUAUAUGUUAUUACAAGAUACCCCUGUGCUAUAUAGUAGGACCUUGUUUAUCUAUUUUAUAUAUGCCAGUGUGUAUCUGUUAAUCCCAUACUCCUAAUUUAUGCCACCCCCCCUUAACCCUUUGGUAACCAUAAGUUUGUUUUCUACGUCUGUGAGUCUAUUUCUGUUUCGUAGAUAAGUUCCUUUGUGUCGUAUUUUAGAUUCCACAUGUAAGUGAUAUCAUAUGAUAUUUGUCUUUCUGUCUGACUUACUUCACUUAGUGUGAUAAUCUCCAGGUCCAUCCAUGCUGUUGCAAAUGACAUUAUUUCAUUCUUUUUUAUGGCUGAGUAAUAUUCCAUUGUAUGUAGGUACCACAUCUUUAUCCAUUCAUCUGUCAGUGGACAUUUAGGUUGCUUCCGUAUCUUGGCUAUUGUAAAUAGUGCUGCCAUGAACCUUGGGGUGCAUGUAUCUUCUUGAAUUAGUUUUCUCCGGAUACAUGCCCAGGAGUGGGAUUGCUGGAUCAUAUGGUAACACUAUUUUUUAAAGAACCUCCAUACUGUUUUCCAUAGUGGCUGCACCAGUUUAUAACACAUUCCCGCCAACAGUGUAGGAGGGUUCCCUUUUCACCACAGCCGCGAGGAAGGUUUUGUUCACCACUUUGCUGAGGAGGAAACCAUGGUACCCGCAGUGGGGAAUGAAAUCAGGGGCUAGCUGGCUCCAGAGCGUAGUGUUUAUCCUGAACGGCUGCAGGACGUCCUCUCCCUGGCAGAGGUCUCUAGGAGGCAGCAGGAGGUGUGCUGAGAGCCGAGUGACCCAGAGCUCAGAUGCCCCCAGCCACCAUCAGGAAUUUGCUCCCCAAAUGUGCACACCCAGGGGGCCCAGGCGGGCAGGCGGCCGAGCCUGCGGACUCCCACCCCUCCUCCACUUCUGUGAUGUGUCCCUGGUCCCAAGGUCAUCUCCGCACAUCACGUCCCUAUGGUUUGGGUGAAUUGCGUCCCCAAAACUCAUGUGUUGAAGUCCUAACUCCCAGUACUCACAAUGUGACCUUAUUUGGAAAUAGAGUCUUUGCAGAUAUAGUUAGUUAGGAUGAAUGGGGUGGACCCCUGAUCCUAUGACUGGUGUCCUUAUAAAAAGGGGAAACAGACCCCAGAAGGAGCCAGACCUGCCAGCACCCUGAUCUUGGAGUCCAGCCUGAGGGAGAAUAGAUUUCUGUGGUUUGAAGCCCCCAGUGUGUGGUGCUGUGUUAGGGCAGCCCUGGGAGAUGAUUCACCUGCGACCAAUAAGGACUCUGUGGGGCUCUCCCGGGACAGACCCACCCAACGUCCUCCACCUGACUCUUGUUUGUAGAAAAACUUUAGCCUCCUAGGCUAGUUCCCUGAGUUCCAAAGAAUAAAUUUAAUCAGAGAAAUGAGAAAAUGCAGAAGCUAAGGAAAAUAGUCAAGCAAGACAAAAUAAUAAGAGUUCAGCCAUUAAACAAAGCCAAGGACCUUUAGUUCCUCCUCAAGGGCUAUAGAUAAUAUUCUGCGCCAUGUCCUUUGAGCUGUUUUGCAGGUACGGAAACCCGACAGGUGGAAGAAGUUAACUGGAUGCUGCCCAGUUACCUCACCACCA